Messenger RNA from Coprinopsis cinerea okayama7#130, 766 nucleotides. RefSeq lists its product as hypothetical. The transcript is spliced from 3 exons. The coding region runs from base 109 to 666 and encodes 185 amino acids. The record is from RefSeq and is a predicted model, not a curated record. Lineage: Eukaryota; Fungi; Basidiomycota; Agaricomycetes; Agaricales; Psathyrellaceae.
AGGCUGGUCCUGCCCCCAACGUACCCAAGCUCCUUUCACAGUUUACAGAGUUGAUCUCACCCAAACUACACUUUCUUUGCCUUCCAAUCCUCUCAAUCGACCUUUACAAUGACCGUUUCUGAUGUUCGAACUCGCACUUUCUGCUGCUGCAUCCCGGCGAGAGCUGGUGUUAUCGUCCUCGCUCUGCUUGGUUUCCUUGGAGGAGGUCUAAUUUCUGCUGUGGCUAUCAUGGGUCUCAAACAAUCCCAAGGCCUCGAGAAAUCGAUGGGCCUCCAAGUCGCUGCAUUCAUCGUCCUAACGCUCAUCUCACUGCUCGGCUUGGUCGGUGGAAUCGCGCGCAAGCUCAUCCUCGUCCGAAUCUACUUUGGCCUCACCAUCUUCCAACUCGCCUUCAGCAUGGGCGCUGGCAUCUACGCCAUCUUCCGCGUCUUCAAGGACACGCCCAACUACAUGAGGGAGUGUGAGCUCCCCAACGCCGACAACGCCAAAGACAUCAAGGCCACAUGUAAACAAGGCAUUGACCUCAUCAAGGGCUUGAUGGUCACUGCAUUCAUCGUCGCCUGGUUGCUCCAAAUGGGAUGCUCCGUCGUCGUUCACCGAUACAUCCGCCAGCUCGAGGAUGAGGAGGAGUCGCGAUCCAUCGUCAAGGAUACCGAGACAUGGUAAAUGCCCACCCAGCGUGACUCUCUUACUCUACUUCCCAGACGAUAAUGCAUACCAUACUACGUUGAUAUCCAAAGAAAUACACUUGUUCCUGCUUCUGAAA